UUAUUCCCAUUUGCAGUUGAGAAAAAAAAUCAUAGUGACUAUGUAAUUUGUCUACAGUCACAAAAAGUGUAAACGGAAGGGUCUAGAUUCAAACUCACCUUUCAUCACUCUAAAAUUAGAGUGGCUCUAGGAUUUCUUUUUCUUUUAUUUUUCAGGGGAUGAACAAUCAAUAUAUCCGUCGGGAAGUCUUCUGCUGUGAAACUUGUCACGAACUCAAAAGCUUCUGGGAAAAAGAAAUUAGCAAACAGACUUGUUACAGGGAACUGGAGGAAGACCGUCAGGGAAGGAGCGCCCUGAGAAAGCUCAGAGAAGAAUGGAAGCAGAGACUGGAGAAAAGGCUACAGAUGCUGGACAAUCCUGAUGAGAAGAAAAAGCAGGCAAAUACGGUGGGCUGAGAGCCUCCUGCUUCAUCCACUUCAAAGAUAACAAGCCACCAAGGGCACUCUUCUAGGAGAAAAAUCUAACACCCAAGUUAUGUUGAUUUACUAAGCAGGACACUCUCUAUUUGCUUUCCCAUUUGUAAGGGAUUUACAUGUGAAAACUCCCCCAGUGCUAAUGGGAGUCAUUAUCCAACUCAAUCCUCUCUGCCAUGGACAGGGUGACCGCCAGUGGGACAGGGAAGCUCAGGUUAUUUAAUAUAAAAAGCUCUUAGAAUUAGCACUCCCCAGGUUUCAAUGAUCCAAGUAGUAUAAUUUAUUUCCACAUUUUCUUUUCAUUUUGAAAUCUGAAUGUUUGAUCUAAGCUUACCAAAGGCGAUGAUCUGGAUGGGAAUUUGGCUUCCCUGGGUCUUCUAGAAAAACAGAGUCAAUCUUUUCUUCCUGUCACUGCUUUUUGCGAAUAUAGCUAUUAUUAUGAAAAUAACUGGUAAACAAUACAGUUUGAAAAUGAACUGAACUAAUUAUUUUUCCCUUCUCUUCAUAUGAAUUCUUUUCUCAUAAACAUCUUUAACUAGAAACAUGCAAUGAAAAUAAAAUAAUGCUUAAUAAA
This is a messenger RNA of Panthera uncia (snow leopard), 987 nucleotides long. It is a transcript of the gene FAM240B, whose product is annotated as family with sequence similarity 240 member B. The record is from RefSeq and is a predicted model, not a curated record. NCBI's taxonomy places the organism in Eukaryota, Metazoa, Chordata, Mammalia, Carnivora, Felidae. The transcript is spliced from 2 exons. Bases 159 to 395 code for a protein of 78 amino acids.